Molecule: messenger RNA, 398 nt
Organism: Suricata suricatta (meerkat)
Lineage: Eukaryota; Metazoa; Chordata; Mammalia; Carnivora; Herpestidae
Product: cytochrome c oxidase subunit 7A1, mitochondrial
Exons: 4
Coding region: 94-336 (80 amino acids)
Biological process (GO): mitochondrial electron transport, cytochrome c to oxygen; mitochondrial respirasome assembly; regulation of oxidative phosphorylation
Source: RefSeq, a predicted model, not a curated record
GGCGUGGCCUGUGAUCCCCGGGAGCGGAGGGCCCGCUGUGUCCUUGGGCUGAGAGGGGAGGUGACUCCGGCCGGCCGAAGAGGAGGACGCAGAAUGAGGGCCCUGCGGGUCUCCCAGGCACUGGUUCGCUCUUUCAGCUCAACCAGCCGGAACCGCUUCGAGAACCGAGUAGCUGAGAAACAGAAAAUCUUCCAGGCGGACAAUGACCUCCCGGUACACUUGAAAGGCGGAGCAACAGACAACAUCCUGUACCGACUGACCAUGGGCCUGUGUCUAGGGGGCACCGUCUACAGCCUGUACUGCCUUGGCCGGGCCUCCUUCCCUCACAAGAAGUGAGCCCAAGAAGCCUGCAGGACCUGAACAAGCAUCAAUAAAUGGGCCGGCUCUGUGGGACCCCA